Messenger RNA from Etheostoma cragini (Arkansas darter), 1811 nucleotides. It is a transcript of the gene irag3a, whose product is annotated as lymphoid-restricted membrane protein. The record is from RefSeq and is a predicted model, not a curated record. NCBI's taxonomy places the organism in Eukaryota, Metazoa, Chordata, Actinopteri, Perciformes, Percidae. Bases 488 to 1720 code for a protein of 410 amino acids. The transcript is spliced from 13 exons. Gene Ontology annotation, cellular component: endoplasmic reticulum membrane.
UAGCUAACCUGAUCAGUGGGAGAAUACUGUAGUGAACACUAUUGUACACCCCUUUGUGUCAUGUUUGUGUAGAGUAAAGGUACAUGUAUCCACCAAUCGAUUUACAGGUAUUUAAAUAUUCCAUGUGUCUUUGCAGUGUUUGGGGUUAGUGCAGUGUACUAGGUACAUUUAUUGUUACAUUUGAUCCAUAACUUGGGACAACACCGGCAUUUAUUUAUUAUAGAUAAAAACACAGCAACAAAUACAGCCACGACUCCCCCCCCCCGAGCCUCUUGGGGCAGUCGUCCUGCUCUGGUUUGACUGUGGAUCUCUUAAUGGGAUUAUCUAUUCUCAGUACAGGGGAUAAACGAACCAAACCCAUUGAAGACCUUGGGAGAAUGUAUUUGUGUUUACAGCAACAAUGAAAAAUCCAGCGUUAACUGCUAAAAGGAUUUGAAUAAUUGAAGACAUUUGGAUUAUUCUUUUGAAGACACCAGUUGAUGUAUUGAUGAACUCCCAGCCUGAUGCAGAGACAACCAACUACAGUCUGUCCACCACGCUGGGCAAUGAAGACAGUGAAGAAGAAACCAGUCAAGAGGAGCCCUCAGUCACAAACUGGAACGAGCUGUCCAUUAUAGAACGUGUAGGCCUCAACAGUGUGGAGAUGUCAGAAAAGGAUUUGGAGACGGCCUUCUGUCAGAUCGCCCUGGCCUUCCGCUGUGAUCAGUACACCCUGAAGCAGAGGCUGCAGGCGGAGGAGCACGCCCGCAACCUGGCUGAGGAGAACAUCCACCUGGAGCUGACCAGAGGCAGAGAAACCCUGGAGACGCUGAAAGGCCUGUGUCUGGACAGUAAGCGCAGUAUGAUCCUGCAGAGGCUGGAGCUGUCUCUGGACAUCCUCAGUGGGACUGUGGAACGAAUCUCCAACACAGCAGAGGUGCUGGGCGCUGUGCACCAGGAGGCUAGAGUAAGUCAUGAAGUCGAACUUAUGGUUGCUCAUGUGGAGAAUCUGAGGAGACAACAUGAGAGAAACCUGGCAGAGCUGGAGGAGGCCAAGAAGACGAUCCAGCAGCAGAACUCCUGCAGAAACAGCAUCGACCAAAGAGCAUCGCCAGAUCCAGAGGAAAGUGACAUCAGAAAGAAAACCUGUCAUCCGAGCAUUCGUCGCAGAGUCAGCGUAACAUUUAUUCCCAACCCAAUCCAGGAGAAGAUAAAGCAAGACUUAAAGACCCAAGCUACUCCUAGCAGGUCCUUCAGCAAGGAGUCCUUCCUCACCUGCCCGUCUCCCCCCCUGAGAUCAGAGUCCAGCUGCUCAGUGGAUGACAAGCCACUGGAUCUGGAUAAAACUCCGACAGAAGCUCCAGCUGCUGCGCUUCCUUCACCUCCCAUCCCCAAAUCAGAGUACCUCCCAUCGAAACAGCUGGCCACCAGAAAGACACACAACAAAAAGUCCCCUCUGGAGACUUUGCGACAGAGACACAAGGGCAAAGCUGCGUUAUCAAAGAAAAAGGCAGACAAGGAGAAAAAAAGUUCAAAUAUUAACCAACAGCUUUCUGCGAGUCCGUGUGGCUCCUUGAGGAGAAAUCAUCCGCUGGCUCACUGGUUGUAUCGCUGUCGUUGGGCGCUGUUCUGCACCUACCUGUUUGUACUUUUCUGUGUCCUAACAUUGGCUUACUGUUUGUGGAAGCUUCAUGAUGGACCACCUGAGCCGUGGAUAUUCAGUCAUCAGGACGCGGUCUAAAUUCUGUGGCUGUAUUGCGAACAUGAAGCAUGCAGACAGCUGAGACAUCUGUAUCAGUCUUUGGAUAUGGAUAUAAAAACAUUUGAUGACA